AUGAUCAUUCCGACACUCGUGCAGCUCAGCAGUCGAGUUCUAGGAAAGUAUUUCCUAUCGAUCGAAAGCUUUCGAUAUAUCCCAGAUGAAUUUGUCGAGAACAUCUUUGACAGUUAUCUGAAAAUGAAUUCAUCGCUAUCGAUUAUAAGCCAAGAAGAUCUUAUACGAAUUGUAAAAGUGUUAACAGAUUAUCAUGGUGACUUAUUCUGCACAAGCUUCUCUUAUGUUAUUGCGAAUCAUUUGAAUAUCUUAACUUCGAAUUUUUACUUUCAUUUAUUUAAAUGUGUACAUAGAAAUUUAGUUCAAUUGGACUUUUCUCAUGCGUUGGAGAAAUAUACAUCGGAAGAGAAAGAACAGUUCUUGAACAUUUUCGGUCAAAUGGAAACAAUUGAAUAUUUGAGAUUAACUUAUAAUCGAUUAGAUGAUGAUGAUAUUCGACUAUUGACUGCAAGUCAUCGGAUUCAAAGCAAAGCAUUGUGUAACUUGCAUAGUUUGCAUCUUCAAGGCAAUCAUCUUACCAGUCGUUCGGCUCGGUUCCUCAAAUCAUUAACAACACUUGAUACUUUGUAUAUCUCCCUGGCAUCUCUUCAUGGCAAACCGGGAUUUGUUAGAGAGUUCGACAAUCUUUACGAAUGUAUUUGUUCGGUGCAGAAUAGUUGGGAGGAAAUUAUCAAUCGAGGUUGGAUUGGCAAGAUUCCUCAAUUGCAAUCGUCGAGUGCAUCAGUCGAUAAUAGUUUUUAUCGCAAACGACGUCGUGUAGAUAAUGAUGAUUCAAUUGCCUUAAUCAAACUCGUUCGGCAUUGUUCAACCUGCCAGCCAAGUCCAUCGAAAAAGCCGAUGAAGAAAACAGAGAAAGUCAUUUCUAAUCCAAUAGGAUUCAUAGAUUCUAAUCAAGCCAAUGAUCUCUUAUCGUGUUAUCUAUAA
Molecule: messenger RNA, 924 nt
Organism: Adineta ricciae
Lineage: Eukaryota; Metazoa; Rotifera; Eurotatoria; Adinetida; Adinetidae
Source: the annotation of a GenBank genome assembly